ACACUCAGAUCAGCAUAUCGAGACAUUUCGAGCAAUGUUAUUGGUUAAGUCCGUGUCUUUUUCCGGGACCAAUAAGGCGCGAAUUCAUCCCAGGUUACACUGCCUUUGCAUCACUGAGGUUUUAAUUGUCAGCCACACGUGGAUUUGUCUCUCCAAACCUCCAUUGAUCUUUCAUACAUCGAAAAGCAAUGGCAGACAAACCAAUUUGGGAGCAAAUCGGUUCGGGGUUUGUGCAACACUACUAUCAGCAGUUUGAUACAGAUCGCGUGAAGCUAGCCGAUCUCUAUACCGAUGCGUCUUGUUUAACUUGGGAAGGGGAGGGAUUUCAAGGAAAGGCUGCAAUCAUGACCAAACUAAACAGCCUUCCAUUUCAGACCAUUCAACACAUCAUCACAGCUCAAGACCAUCACCCAACUCCAGACAACUGUGUUAUGAGUAUGGUCAUGGGCCAGCUCAAAGCGGAUCAAGACCAAGUUAUGGGCUUUCAACAGGUCUUUUUGCUGAAGAAUGUAGAUAAUAAGUGGGUCUGUACUAAUGACAUGUUCAGAUUAGCUCUUCAUAACUUUGGCGCAUAGUUUAAAACUUGUAUAAGUAUUAACAGUCCGUGCAACCUUUGUAUGGGGUAGUUACACAUUUUACAUGCAAACGUGUUUUCUUCCUCCUUUUCAAACUCUCUUUCAUGUCCAUUAUUAUCUCCAGAUACAUUUUCAAAACAACUGUUUAUUAUUGUUAUGUGUUGUAGCAUGUCCUGUAUUAAUUAAAUAGAAUUGAUCAUAAUAAAUCUGAUUUUCAUUA
This is a messenger RNA of Triplophysa dalaica, 795 nucleotides long. RefSeq names its product nuclear transport factor 2, like (gene nutf2l). The record is from RefSeq and is a predicted model, not a curated record. Gene Ontology annotation, cellular component: nuclear pore central transport channel. The transcript is spliced from 5 exons. Lineage: Eukaryota; Metazoa; Chordata; Actinopteri; Cypriniformes; Nemacheilidae. Bases 189 to 575 code for a protein of 128 amino acids. Gene Ontology annotation, biological process: protein import into nucleus.